AGAAAAUGUGAGUCUUGGCUGCUCCUUUUCCCUUCACAGUUUUGCAAUCGGCAGUGGCGGCAGCGAGCGACUGUUUUCAUUCACAGAUCUCUCUCUCUCUCUCCAUCAUCUCUCCAUCAUGACCAAGAUGAAGCUGACAGGGAAACUCUUUUGCCUGUUGCUGCUCGUCAUCCAUCUCUGCUGCAUCGUGGACACCAAGAAUGUGGGGCGGAGUUAUAAUGACACAGUUGGGAGCCAAAUGAAGACCAGACGGCUAUUUGCAAGACAAAAGACCUCAAGGCCAGCGGAGAAUCCGGCUCAUAAAGACAAGCCUGAGGACGCCGCCCCCGUGCGUCGCUGCAGCCCCCUGCGGGAGACCUGCUCCGCCCACAUGCCGUGCUGCGACCCCUGCUCUUCCUGCCGCUGUCGGUUAUUCAACAUGGUCUGCCACUGCUGGAGGGUGAAUACUUCCUGUUUGAAGGGGAGGAAAACCCCACGGAUGCGUAUCGGCAUCGGCACCAUGUAGUCAUACGGCGCAUAUACUGUAUACUGUACACGCGUGUGCCUGUUUUAAAAGAAAUGUAUAAAAAUGAUAGAAAUUCAUAUACAGUCGUUUUUUGCGGUUAAUCACGUCUGUGAAUUUCUGUCAUGUAGGAUUCCUUAUGUCAAAAAAAAUUCUACACACCAAUAGAGCCCUCUACACAUGAAAUAGCACCCCUAUAGUCACCUUUACACUCAUAUUACCUGAAAUAGUAGUACACAAUGUGUCUUCUGACUGUCUUAUAUAUGUAUUUUACUUCAUUUUGCAUCAAAUAUGUUUUAGUAUGCUUAACUUUGACAAAUAAAUGUUUGACAAAUUUUAAUGUUAUAGUGCAUAUGUUAUAGUUUAUUGUG
Messenger RNA from Doryrhamphus excisus (bluestripe pipefish), 873 nucleotides. RefSeq lists its product as uncharacterized. Gene Ontology annotation, molecular function: type 1 melanocortin receptor binding; neuropeptide hormone activity. Lineage: Eukaryota; Metazoa; Chordata; Actinopteri; Syngnathiformes; Syngnathidae. Gene Ontology annotation, biological process: neuropeptide signaling pathway; adult feeding behavior; positive regulation of feeding behavior. The record is from RefSeq and is a predicted model, not a curated record. Gene Ontology annotation, cellular component: extracellular region.